AUGGUUCUUAAAUCAACUUCCUCAGGUGACGUAUCAGUCUAUCAAGUAGCUGGUACUAAUGUGUCCAGAUCCUUGCCAGAUUGGAUAGCUAAAAAACGUAAGAGAUCAUUAAAAAAUGAUAUCGAAUAUCAAACUCGUAUUGAAUUAAUUCAAGAUUUUGAAUUCAGUGAAUCAUCAAACAAAAUUAAAGUCACUCCCGAUGGAUCAUAUGCCAUGGCCACUGGGGUUUAUAAACCACAAAUUCAUGUUUAUGACUUUGCCAAUCUUUCAUUGAAAUUCGAUAGACACACAGAUGCCGAAAAUAUUGAUUUCCUUAUAUUAUCAAAUGACUGGACUAAAAGUGUUCAUUUACAAAAUGAUAGAUCGAUUGAAUUUCAAACUAAGGGAGGUUUACAUUACAAAACCAGAAUUCCAAAGUUUGGUAGAGCCUUGGUUUAUAAUCAAUUCAAUUGUGAUUUGAUGGUAGCAUCUUCCGGUAGCGAAUUAUAUAGAUUGAACUUGGAUCAAGGGAGAUUUUUAAAUCCUUUCGUGAUGGAAUCUGAAGGUAUCAAUGAUGUUGAUGUUAAUCCAGUUCAUGGAUUAGUAGCUGCUGGUUGUGAAAAUGGUACAGUUGAAUUUUGGGAUCCAAGAGCCAAAUCAAGAGCCGGAAAAUUACCUUACGAAUCUAUAAGUGAUCAUUUUACUAGUUAUGUUAAUGGAGUUGAUGAAAUUUCUAAGGUUAAGUUUAGUAACAGCGGAUUAAAUUUUGCUUUGGGUACUUCUUCAGGUCAAUCAUUGAUUUAUGAUUUGAGAUCUGAUAGACCAAUGAUCAGUAAAGAUCAAGGUUAUGGAUUCGAAAUUAAGAAAAUCAUUUGGAUUGAUGAUAAAAUUUUAACCAGUGAUAAGAGAAUAGCCAAGAUUUGGGAUUACUCCACAGGUAAACCAUAUUGUUCAAUGGAACCAAGUGUUGACAUCAAUGAUGUGGCUCAUAUACCCGAAUCAGGAAUGUUUUUCAUGGCCAAUGAAGGUAUUCCAAUGCAUACCUAUUAUAUACCUAAUUUAGGGCCAUCUCCAAGAUGGUGUUCAUUCUUGGAUAAUGUUACUGAAGAAUUGGAAGAAAAACCUAGUGAUAGUGUUUAUUCUAAUUAUAAAUUUAUUACUAGAGAUGAUGUUGAUAAAUUAUCUUUAGGACACUUGAUCGGUACAAAUGUUAUGAGAUCUUAUAUGCAUGGGUUCUUCAUUGAUAAUGAAUUAUAUGAUAAGGUUAAUUUAAUUGCUAAUCCUAAUUCAUACCGUGAUCAACGUGAAAGAGAAAUCAGAGCCAAGAUUGAAAAGGAAAGAGAAUCUAGAAUCAGAAGUUCUGGGGCUAUCAAUAAUACUAAGAUUAAAGUUAAUAAAGAUUUGGCUAAUAAAUUGAGCCAGAAAGAUAAAGAAAUGGCUGAAAAUGUUGUUAAUGAUGAUAGAUUCAAAGAAAUGUUCGAAAAUCCUGAAUUUAUGGUUAAUGAAGAAAGUCACGAUUAUAAACAAUUGAAUCCUGUUGUUAAAACCACUCAAUUAACAGCAGCCGAAGAAUCUGAUGAAGAAAGGCUCAAUUAUAAACAAAGUGAUUCUGAAUCGGAAUCGGAAUCGGAAUCUGAAGAUGAAUCUGAAUCUGAAGCUGAAGUUGAAGAAAAACCAAAGAAGGAAGUAAAGGCAAAAGCUCAACCACAGAUCGAAGAUAUCAAUGAAAUGAAGGUAGUUGAACCGACUACUAAUACUUCAUCAUUCGCCAGUCAAAUUAAGCAUAAAGUCACUAAGCCAGAAAUCAGAGUACAACGUCAUGCUAAAGGUGAAGUCGAAUUCACCUUCACUCCAACUAAGGAGAAGAAACAGAAAAAAGUUAGAAUCCAAAGUGAUAGUGAUAAUGAUGAUGAUAAUGAUAAACAACAAUUGAAUGGAAGAACAAAGCAAAGAUUCCAAGGACGUAGAAGUGCAUCCAGAAAUCAAUUCAGAGGUAUGUAA
Molecule: messenger RNA, 1980 nt
Organism: Yamadazyma jaroonii
Lineage: Eukaryota; Fungi; Ascomycota; Pichiomycetes; Serinales; Debaryomycetaceae
Source: the annotation of a GenBank genome assembly